This is a messenger RNA of Salvelinus sp. IW2-2015, 1211 nucleotides long. Its product is annotated as transcription factor Sox-11. The record is from RefSeq and is a predicted model, not a curated record. Gene Ontology annotation, biological process: neuron differentiation; anatomical structure morphogenesis; positive regulation of transcription by RNA polymerase II. Gene Ontology annotation, molecular function: RNA polymerase II cis-regulatory region sequence-specific DNA binding; DNA-binding transcription activator activity, RNA polymerase II-specific. NCBI's taxonomy places the organism in Eukaryota, Metazoa, Chordata, Actinopteri, Salmoniformes, Salmonidae.
UAACUCUGGAAAAGAGACCAGAGCUUGGGACACGAAGGACGUGGACACAUUGGCGAAGCGAAUACAGAGAUUUGGCAGUGGGCUGUUAGACACUGCAACGUCUGGGGGAAGAUAACUUUUUAAACAGGACCAUGGUGCAGCACACCGACAACAGCGAGACGGAGGGCACCAUGUCCAGGGAGGCUACCGAUUCAGAGGAGAGUGAAUUUAUUGCUUGCAGCCCCGUGCAGAUAAACCCAGACUGGUGCAAGACAGCAACCGGCCACAUAAAGAGACCAAUGAAUGCAUUCAUGGUUUGGUCCAAAAUUGAAAGGAGAAAGAUCAUGGAGCAGUCCCCGGACAUGCAUAACGCCGAGAUUUCCAAAAGGCUGGGGAAAAGAUGGAAGAUGCUAAAGGACAGUGAAAAGAUUCCCUUCAUCAGGGAAGCGGAGAGGCUCCGGUUAAAACACAUGGCUGAUUAUCCUGAUUACAAGUAUAGACCCAAGAAAAAACCAAAGCUCGACAGUUCAAAACCAUCAGCACCAUCUCCGGAGAAAUCUUGCAGCAAAAUGGCAAAGACUUCCGGUAAGAAAUGCUCCAAAAUAAAGACUAAGACCCAUUCUAAAUUGUCUCACCGCUACGGGGAUGACUGUGUGUUCCCAAAAGUUACAAAGACAAUUAAAAGUGAACUCACAGAUGAUGAUGACGAUGAUGAAUACGAGGAGGACUAUCGUAUGCGGAUUAAACAGGAGGACGAGGAGCAGAUGAGGCCGUAUAAUGUAGCAAAAGUUCCCACGAGCCCAACAUUGAGCUCCUCUGCUGAGUCCGAGGGAACCAGCAUGUAUGAAGACAUACGGAAUGCGGCUCCGAACAGACUGUUUUACAAUUUCAAAAACAGUACUAAACAGAGCACAAUGUACCCAGCAUCCGCCUCACCAGCAUCUUCUAGGUCAGUUUCAACAUCUUCCAGCUCCAGUGAGGACGCGGACGACUUGCUUUUUGACUUCAGUUUAAAUUUCGCCCCGAACGCUCAAGGGCCGGAGGUGGGCAACCCGAAUUCAGGAAAUCUCUCCCUCUCUCUUGUGGAUAAAGAUUUGGACUCAUUCAGCGAGGGCAGUCUGGCUCUCACUUUGAAUUUCCAGACUAUUGCACACCAGAGCUCAGUGAAAUGAUAGCUGGGGACUGGUUGGAGGCGAACUUUUCUGACUURGUGUUCACAUAYUAAAUUKAAA